ACACGAACAUUUUAGACGCCGGACAAGAAGGACCCGUAUGUAAACAAGUGCAACAAAAUGGCGGUGCCCUUCUUUAGGUUCUUCGGAAAGGUGAGCAGGCAGCUGACCCAGCCGUGGGCUUCGUGCCGGCCGCUUGCGCAUCAUGUCUCCUCUUCAACAGCUGGAUUUCCUCCUUUACAGACGUACUCCGAGGAGGAGGCUAUGAUGAGGGACGCAGUAAAGAAGUAUGCUCAGGAGCGCAUUGCUCCGUUUGUGUCUAAGAUGGAUGAAAACUCUGCGAUGGAGCCGGAAGUGAUCAGCUCUCUGUUUGAGCAGGGGUUGAUGGGGAUUGAGAUAAGCACAAAAUACGGUGGUACAGCCUCCUCCUUCUUCUCCUCCAUCCUGGUGAUCGAGGAGCUAGCGAAGGUGGACCCCUCCAUAUCGGUUCUGUGUGAUAUCCAGAACACGCUGAUCAACACGCUGAUGCUCAGACUGGGCACCGAGGAGCAGAAAGAGAAAUAUCUCCCUCGUCUCGUCUCCAACAUGAUUGGGAGUUUUUGUUUGUCUGAGGCCGGUUCUGGGAGCGACGCGUUCUCUCUGAAGACCCGAGCAGAGAAACGCGGAGAUCAGUACGUCAUUAACGGAUCAAAGAUGUGGAUCAGCAACGCCGAGCACGCUGGAGUGUUUCUGGUCAUGGCUAAUGCAGAUCCUUCAGCUGGUCACAGAGGGAUCACGUGCUUCAUUGUGGAUCGGGACACUGAGGGGCUUCAUAUCGGCAAGAAGGAGAACAAACUGGGACUGAGAGCCUCGUCUACCUGCGCACUCACGUUCGAUAAUGUCACGGUGUGUGAGAAGAACAUCCUGGGUGAAGUGGGUCAGGGAUAUAAAUACGCCAUCGGGAUGCUGAACGAAGGCAGGAUCGGUAUCGCAGCCCAGAUGCUGGGUUUAGCUCAGGGCUGCUUCGAUCACACCGUUCCCUACACCAAGCAGAGGGUCCAGUUUGGAAAACCCAUCUUUGACUUCCAGGCGAUGCAGCAUCAGAUUUCUCACGUGGCCACUCAGCUGGAGGCGGCGAGGCUGCUGACCUAUAACGCAGUGAGGCUGAAGGAGGCGGGGCGACCCUUCAUUAAAGAGGCCUGCAUGGCCAAGUACUUCUCCUCCGAGGUGGCCACGUUAACCACGUCGAAGUGUAUCGAGUGGAUGGGAGGCGUCGGCUUCACCAAGGACUAUCCUAUAGAGAAAUACUACAGAGACUGUAAGAUAGGCACCAUCUAUGAGGGAACAACCAACAUUCAGCUGAGCACAAUCGCAAAGUAUAUCGGGCAGGAGUACGACUCCUGAACACACACACACACACACACACACACACACACACACACACACAGCCAGAGUGUCAUAUCAGGAUUUUCAUCCAUCUGAAGACUCAACACUACUUGACCCUUGUAUCUGAAGUUAAACAUUUGACCUCAUCCUACACAGUACUGUGCAAAUGUCUUGGCCCCCUAUUUUUUUCAUACAAACUUUAUAGAUUUCUAUUUUAUGACUUCUACAUUAUCAAGUCAAAACAUUACAAAAACAUUUUAGAGUCCAAACAUUCAUUUUCCACCAUAAAAUUUAAAGCAGCAUAUUCCAUGAGAGAGCACUUUUCAGAUGAAAAAAGAAAACAUAAUGAAGGCUACUGGAAAAUUUUUGGUGUAAAAUGAAGUGAGUGUGACAGUCAAAGUGUGCAGAAGAACUGGGGCUGGUUCUGUAAGACGCUCAGUAAAACCUACAGCUCAUUUCCGCAUAAAACUGACCUCAUUGUAUUUUUUUAAAAGCAAAGGGAAUUUCGUCUCACACCAAAUGCUGACUUUGUUUCAUUUAUUAUAGCUUAAUGAUACUGUUUAUACAAUAUAUAUAAUAAUAAUAAUAAUAAUAAUAAUAAUAAUAAAUUUUAUUUAAAGCUCCUUUCAGGGUACUCAAGGACACUUAACAAUAAAAGUGUAAAAAUAAAAUCAAGCAAUUAUAAACAAUUAGAAUUAAUAAACAAUAAGAUGAAUAAAACGAAGCAGGACAGGAAUAUAUAACAAGUAAACUAUCUCAUUUAAACAAAACAUAAAACAAUAAAAUAGCUGGACCAUUCUGACACUAAAAUAAUAAAACCGAUUAAAAAAAAGUAUCUAUUAAAAGGGAAAAGCAAGAGUAAAAAGGUGGGUUUUUAAUUGUGCCUUAAAAGAAGAGAGAGAGGUACACUGCCGCAAUGAGAGGGGGAGAGAAUUCCAGAGUUUAGGCCCAGCUACACUAAAAGCCCUGUCACCCAUGGAAUGAAGACGAGUAGAGGGGGUGACAAGGAGGUGUGUGUCAGUGGAACCUAGGGUGCGUGUGGGCUGGUAUGGGGAGAGGAGAUGAGUGAGAUAAGGGGGUGCUAGAUUAUGCUGUGGCUUAAAGACGAGUAGGAGGAUUUUGAAUUGAAUGCGUAACUGAACAGGAAGCCAGUGGAGUUGGUGAAGGACAGGCGUGAUGUGUUGCCAUGGUCUGGUGUGGGUAAGAAGUCUUGCUGCAGAGUUCUGGAUAUGUUGUAAUCUGUUUAUUGAUUUGGCUGGAAGACCAGUAAGGAGGGCAUUGCAAUAGUCCAGUCUUGAGGUUAUGAAAGCAUGGAUGAGAGUUUCUGCAGUGGCAAGGGUGAGAGAAGAUCGGAGUUUAGAGAUGGUUUUCAGAUGGAAAAAUGCUGUUUUUGUGACCUGUUUUAUGUGGGAUUCAAAAAAAAGUGAUGAGUCAAUAAUGACACCAAGAUUCUUCACUUCAGAUGAGGUGGUGGUAAAGUAGCCUGGGAUGGAGAACUGAGAAUGGUUUAUCUUUUUAAGGAGGGUGGGAGUGGCAAUGAGUAUGGCUUCUGUCUUAUCAUGGUUGAGUUUAAGAAACUUACAAGUCAUCCAAUUGCUGAUAUCAUGAAGGCAGGCAGCCAGGUCAUAUAUAUAUAUAUAUAUAUAUAUAUAUAUAUAUAUAUACACACACACACACACACACACAGUGGUGCUUGAAAGUUUGUGAACCCUUUA
This is a messenger RNA of Neoarius graeffei (lesser salmon catfish), 3017 nucleotides long. It is a transcript of the gene acadsb, whose product is annotated as acyl-CoA dehydrogenase short/branched chain. NCBI's taxonomy places the organism in Eukaryota, Metazoa, Chordata, Actinopteri, Siluriformes, Ariidae. The coding region runs from base 58 to 1320 and encodes 420 amino acids. Gene Ontology annotation, cellular component: mitochondrion. The transcript has 11 exons. Gene Ontology annotation, molecular function: flavin adenine dinucleotide binding; acyl-CoA dehydrogenase activity. The record is from RefSeq and is a predicted model, not a curated record.